Molecule: messenger RNA, 1257 nt
Organism: Dunckerocampus dactyliophorus (ringed pipefish)
Lineage: Eukaryota; Metazoa; Chordata; Actinopteri; Syngnathiformes; Syngnathidae
Exons: 9
Coding region: 40-921 (293 amino acids)
Source: RefSeq, a predicted model, not a curated record
CAAGUGCAACAUAACACAAAACGAUACAUUGGAGAGACAAUGCUGAUGCGAUUUCAUUUAAUACUGCUUUGUUUGUGGAUGAACAAAGGUUUUAUGAGCUGCAUGGAUAGUCAGAUACCCUCUGAGUUGCAUAUUGUUGCAUUGGGGGACUCCCUCACACUAAACUGUGCUUACAACUGCUCCACUGGGUUUGUUCGGGGCUGUUGGAAGAAAGAGCCCGUCUCCUCCGCCUGCUUGGGAGAAAGACGCAACGACAAUGGCGAAUUUUGCACAGUACAUUUUCAUGUGUCCAAUGUUUCCGCUGAAGAUCUCAAGUACAACUACUACUGCUACACAGAAGCAACAGAUCACCCCAAACUUAACCAGAAAACAGAGCGUGUUGUGCAUCUAAAAGCUCAGACAACCCUCAAACCCUGGACAGUCACCCCAAAUACUAAAGAAGGGGAAUUUACAGAAAUCCAAGUUUUGGCAACCUUUUCACUGGCGGUUGCUGUGGCGCUGAUUGCACUGGUGGUUUAUAUAUGUGUGAACCACAAGAGAUGCAGCGGGAAUGGUAAAGGGGAUGAUGCUGCGUCCAGAUCAGGCUCACCACUGCAUUCCCGAGUUGUCGGCUCACCAGUGAAUGAGUCCUCACAAAAUGAACGGCUGACUGUGAGGGGUCCUAACUCAGAUGCAGAUAAUGAGAGUCAAACUGAGUUUCCAUAUGCUGACAUAAUGAUUACCAUCAGAGGUGUCAGUACACCGGAGCUCACUCAGGUCAGCUACUUGACGACAGAAGAACCACAGCAGUGGCGAGGUUGCAAACCAAGGUGUCAGUGGCAGGCCUCGCGCUCGGCCGACAGGCUUCACCUGCCGCAGCCCAAAGAGGUCAGCCGCAAGAUGAGCACCAAUUCCGAGUACGCGGUCAUCACGUACGCCUGAAAGAGAGACAAGAACAUGACUGCUCCUGCCUGACAACUUUGACUCCUCAACAAGAUGAAGAAAAGAUGGACGGACAGAUCAGAUGUAUAAACAUACAGCCACUAAAUGUCAUGGUGUUAAAGAACAUCACGUUUAUACCUGCACAAUUCAGAAAAGGUGUAGAAAGGAACAGAUGUUACUUAACUUCUUCAUGUCCAAUGUCUCAGAAAUGAUGAAUAAUCACUUUCACUUUAAUCACCUUAAUCACUAGUAGUAAUAGUUUCCCCUCUUUGUCUAACAUGUGCCAGGUGACCAUUUUCUUAUAGGGAAAGAAAAUUAUUAAGAAUAUUUAAUAGU